AUGGGAAAUUCAAAUGAGUCUCUAGUUUACCUUGAAAAAGCACUCGAUAUCCAACGUCAGUCAUUACCUUCAAAUCAUCCAAAUCUAGCUACCAUGUAUAAUAAUAUCGGUGCUACUCAUUGGAAAGCGUGUCAAUAUGAUAAAGCACUACCUUACUUUAAAGAAGCCCAAAGAAUUGCAAAAAUAGCCCCAUAUGGUAGUAUUCAUACUAAAUUAGAACUUACUAUAAUGAGUAACUAUGCUUCGGGUCUUCGUACCUUAAAUAAAUACGAUGAAGCAUUAGUAUACUACAACAAAGCAUUGUUAAUAGCUCAACGUAUGGAUAAAAAUAAUCCUGUUAUCAUUAGUCUUUAA
Rotaria sordida is the source of this 354-nucleotide messenger RNA. The record is from the annotation of a GenBank genome assembly. NCBI's taxonomy places the organism in Eukaryota, Metazoa, Rotifera, Eurotatoria, Philodinida, Philodinidae.